AAUAAUCAAACAGACAAAUGUUUCGUUAGUAAUCGACAACUAUCACUAUCGAACUUGGUGACUUGUAACAAAGAUCAGUUUUUCAACUCUCCUUUCAACCUCUGGUUUGAACGAGACGAAGAACGAGUUAUUGUUGAUCAACUCGUUCGGUGUUUGUCGCAGGCGUACGACAGUCCCGUUGGCGAGAGAGGAUCGCAAAUGUCCGGUGGACAGAAGCAGAGGAUCGCGAUCGCUCGGGCCUUGGUCAGACGACCGGCCAUACUUUUGCUGGACGAAGCGACGUCCGCUUUGGAUCUUCAUAGCGAGGCCACUGUGCAGAGAGCUUUGGACGCGGCGUCAAAGGGUAGGACGACAAUCGUUGUCACUCACCGAUUGUCGACCAUUACGAAUGCCGAUAGGAUAGUGUUUAUAAAGGACGGCCAGGUAGUUGAACAGGGCACGCACGAGGAACUACUCGCCCUCGGGAAUCAUUACUACGGAUUGGUCUCUGCUGACGCCAGUGCCACUGCCAGAGCGAAAGCGACGGCCUCGGCGGCAAAGACAGUGACCGCAGCCAUACCGAAGCAGCAGAAGCCACCGUUGAAGAGGCAAUUCUCCACUCUGUCGAUGCACUCUCAUCGGUUGUCGUUGGCUGGCGCGUCGGAGAGCUCGGUGAACCAACUGGAAGAACACGAGAAGCCGUACGACGCACCAAUGAUGAGGAUAUUCGCUCUCAAUAAACCGGAAUGGCCUUACAAUUUGAUCGUCGUGAGGCUGCAACAGUCUCUCGACGCAGUGGAGGGGAUAGCGCUAACGACCUCUAGCGAGGAAAAUAAGAGCAAGGGCCGCCAGUUAGCCACUUCUGCUCUGGCCAAUUCCUUUAUUACUAAACCUACCGACACUUCUUGUAUAUCUAUUUCUACCGUGACCGGUCAAAAUAACCAGUCCUUUGAAAAAAGAUGUCUAGCGGCAGCAAUGGUGGGCGCCUCGUUCCCAGCGUUCGCCGUUCUCUUCGGCGAGGUGUACUACGUGUUGGGUCUGCAAGACGACGAUGAAGUACGCCACGAGACCGUGAACUUCUCCAUUCUGUUCCUGGUGGUCGGCGUGGUCACCGGGCUGGGCACCUUCCUGCAGAUGUACAUGUUCGGCCUGGCGGGCGUGCGUAUGACCGCGAGGAUCAGGAAGAUGACGUUCGGCGCGAUGCUGCGGCAGGAGAUGGGCUGGUACGACGAGGACACGAACAGCGUGGGCGCGCUCUGCGCCAGGUUGUCCUCGGACGCCGGUGCGGUGCAGGGCGCGACGGGGACGCGUGUCGGCGCGAUCCUUCAGGCUCUGUCCACCUUGGUCCUUGGAAUCGGAUUGUCCAUGUACUACACCUGGAAGAUGACGUUGGUCUCCGUGCUGUCGAUACCUCUCGUGUUGGCCGCGGUGUUCUUCGAGGCGCGGGUGAUGAGCGGCCAAGGUUUGCAAGAGAAGAAGAAGAUGGAGGCAGCGACGAGGAUCGCCAUAGAGGCGAUCUCCAAUAUUCGCACGGUGGCCAGCCUCGGGAAGGAGGAAGCGUUCUUGCGGCGUUACUGCGUCGAGCUGGACCACGUGGCCAAGGCGACGAGGAUCAGGAACAGACUGCGAGGACUGGUGUUCUCAUGCGGCCAAACAACGCCGUUCUUCGGCUACGCUCUGAGUCUCUAUUACGGUGGCUCGUUGGUGGCUACGGAGGGUCUCAGCUACCAGAACGUGAUCAAAGUGUCGGAGGCGUUGAUCUUCGGGUCUUGGAUGCUGGGCCAGGCACUCGCCUUCGCGCCUAAUUUCAACACCGCCAAGAUCUCCGCCGGAAGGAUAUUCCAGCUGUUGGACAGAGUGCCGGAGAUCACCUCGCCGCCGGAUUCGGAAGACAAAGAUCUGGAUUGGAAAGCGGACGGCUUGAUUCAAUUCUCGAAAGUCGAGUUCCACUACCCGACCAGGCCCGAAAUGCACAUUCUACAAGGUUUAAAUUUGAUCGUGAAGCCGGGCCAGAUGGUGGCGUUGGUGGGGCAAAGCGGAUGCGGCAAGUCCACCUGCAUCCAAUUGUUGCAACGAUUGUACGAUCCGAUUUCUGGCACGGUGACGAUGGACAGGCGCGACAUCUCGUCGGUCUCGUUGCGCAAUCUGAGGUCUCAGCUAGGCGUCGUCGGCCAGGAACCGGUGCUCUUCGACAGAACGAUCGCCGAGAACAUUGCCUACGGCGACAACUUCCGGAAAGUGUCGAUGGAGGAGAUCAUAGAGGCCGCCAAGAAAUCCAACAUACACAGCUUCGUCAGCUCUCUACCACUAGUGAGUAGCAAAAAAAAAAAUGAAAAAAAAGGAAGAUGUACAACGCCACGUUGUUCAACUGUUCUGUUACAGGGAUACGAUACUAGGUUAGGCUCCAAGGGAACACAGCUGUCCGGAGGACAGAAGCAACGUAUCGCGAUUGCACGCGCCUUGGUCAGGAAUCCUCGGAUCCUACUUCUGGACGAGGCCACGUCAGCCCUCGACACCCAGAGCGAGAAGGUGAGCACUCCACCACGUUUUGAAAUCAUCUUGUCGUUGUUGCUCUCGUCCUCGAAGUAUUUCCGCGGAUCGCUCAGGCAAGAAAUAGCCGCGGGCGGCAAGCCGAGUGGAGAAACACGCGGCGGGCGACGAGCCGAGGGAAAAUGGGUCGUGAAAUCAGGC
Molecule: messenger RNA, 2670 nt
Organism: Heterotrigona itama
Lineage: Eukaryota; Metazoa; Arthropoda; Insecta; Hymenoptera; Apidae
Source: the annotation of a GenBank genome assembly